AUGAGCAGGACGCUGCUGCGCUCCGUCCUGGAGCUGCGCUCUCCGGUCAUGCGCCUCCUUCUGCCAUCGAUCCGGCCGACGGCGACAACCGCGGCGCCCGCCGUGACAGUACCAGCCGCAGCCGCAGCGCGCUUCUUCAACCAAACGGCCCAGCACAUUGAGCCGAGUCAGCCAGAUCCCAGCAUCGUCGCCAACUCCAAGUCGCCCCUUGCGUCCUCACCAUCACCAUCCUCUCUACAACAAACGCAGCCACAACCCUCCGAGACACAGCAGCAGCAGCAGCAGCAGUCCCAGCCAUUAGCCAACACACCACCAAAACCGAUCAGCGAAUCCGUCCGCGCCUUGCUGCCCGUUCUCGCUGCCCAACCGGGCCGUUACAUCACCGUCCACAUCCACGGCCACCCUUACCUGGUGACCGAGGGCGACAGCGUGCGGCUGCCCUUCAAGAUGCCGGGCGUCGUGCCGGGCGACAUUCUCCGGCUGACGCGCGCCAGCAUCCUCGGCAGCCGCGACUUCACGCUCAAGGGCGCGCCGUACAUCGACGAGCGGCUCUUCGAGUGCCGGGCGGUCGUGACGGGGACCGAGUCGGAGCCGCUGCGCAUCAAGAUCAAGAAGAAGCGGAGGUGCCGGCGGACGAAGCACGUCAAGAGCAAGCACCGGUACACGAUGCUGCGGAUCAGCGAGCUGAGGAUUCGGACCGAAGCGGUGAAUGAGGCCUGA
This is a messenger RNA of Chaetomium strumarium, 720 nucleotides long. Its product is annotated as ribosomal protein L21-like protein. Lineage: Eukaryota; Fungi; Ascomycota; Sordariomycetes; Sordariales; Chaetomiaceae. Bases 1 to 720 code for a protein of 239 amino acids. Gene Ontology annotation, cellular component: ribosome; mitochondrial large ribosomal subunit. The record is from RefSeq and is a predicted model, not a curated record. The transcript has a single exon. Gene Ontology annotation, molecular function: structural constituent of ribosome.